CUUCCAAACAAAAACAAAAAUUUCUUUGAACCUCUUGGAAUCAUGCCAAUGUUUCAUCAAAGUUAAAAGUGAAUUCAAUAAUUUCCUAUGCAAAAUGGAUAAAAAGCCAAAGCGCGAACAGCUCGCGGAUGAACCCAACGAUUCCUUCCCGUGCUCCUUCGAAGGAUGUGGCAAGGUCUUCCCCAGCCUGACCGCCCAGUGCACGCACGAAGCCGUCUGCAGCCGGGCCGGAGCCGCGCCAAGACUUUCGUGCGAAAUCUGCGGCUCCCGGACGUACAAACUGAAGCAGCACAUGGUUCUGCAUCGGCCACCCGAGCACCAGUGUCCGGUGUGCCGGAAGAUGUUCCACUAUCGGUACAACCUGACCGCACAUCUUAGAGUCCACGCGAAAGAGCUGGACCCACUCGGGGAAGGUUCCUACGAGGGCACGCAAUUCUUGCUCCGGAUGGUGGACGCUGCACCGCGGAUUCCAAAAAAGAAACCCGAGCCGCAGAGCUUUUCCUGCACCGUUUGCCCGGCGGUCUUCAAGGCGAGCAAAACGUUGCGAUUCCAUUUGAACGCUCACGAAGGUUUAACUCCGUUCGCGUGCCGGAACGAGGGCUGCCAGGAGGCCUUUGCCAACCCGCAGCAGCGCUUCCAUCACGAGCCGGUGUGCAGGGGUGAAAGCGGCAUGAAGCAGUGCCAUGAGUGCGACCAGGAGUUUGACAUGAAAAGCUUCUCGAAGCACAUGCGGAGCGCCCAUCAGGUCGUCCAGCGCGAUCGGAACGCCGUCAUCAAGAGCCGGUGGUACCCGUGCGGACAGUGUCCGGCCGUGCUGAAGAGCGCAAAGACGCUGGCUUGUCACGUUAACCAGCAUAAAGGAAUCAAACCGUACCCAUGUCGCAACGAAGGCUGCCAGGAGCAGUUCGCCUGGGACAACAACCGGAGGCAUCACGAGAAGCGCUGCCGCGAGUCGUCCUCCGUCUGUCCCGUUUGUGGCAUCCAACUGGCAAAUGGAUCGGUUCGCCAGCAGCACAUGGCCGCGUUCCACAAGGACGACGCGGUUCUGGAAGAGUUGCUGAAGCUGGAAAUCCCGCUGGACGAAUCUCCUAAAACGGAGCAACGAAAGGUUCCAGACCCUGACCAACUGCCCGACGGACGGAUGGAGUGUCCCGAGUGCGGGAAGAUUUUUCGCCAGCGGCACGGCUUCGUGUCCCACAUGAACAAGCACAAAGGCGUCCGACCGUACGCCUGUGUCAAGUGCGCUCGAGAAUUCUUCAGCAAACAGGCCCACGCGUAUCACGAGAAGAAGUGCGUAGCUGGGCUGAAGUUACGCCGAGCUCCCGGUUCAAAUCCGCUAAAAUCCGAUGAACGGAAGAUUCCCAAAGAAAAGAAGGCACCGACCCCGAUGGUCAAGACUCCUGCUCCUCCUCCAAAGCUAAUCACGGCACGAAAGCGCCUGAAAAAGAUCAAAGCCGUUCCGAAGCAGUGCGAGCUUUGCAACCAGAUUUUGCGUUCGGAGCGGGCGUACGAGUACCACAUGGAGGUGCACAACGGGGCCGGAAUUUACCGCUGCAAGGCCAAAGACUGCGAGGAAACUUUCCAGACCGUGCGCGAGCGGCAGCUGCACGAAGCGGAACGGCACGGAGGGCGGAUGCCGGAGGAGCCCAAGCAGCCGAAGGAGCAGAAAACGUACAUGUGCGAGAUUUGCUCGACCGUUUGUUUGCGCAAGAAAAGCUUCAUCAGUCAUAUGAACGCGCAUAAUGGCAUCAAAAAGCUCGUCUGCCGCAACGAGGGCUGCGCCGAGACCUUCUACAGCCAUUCGGCGCGCCAGUCCCACGAGGAACCGUGCCGCGGGGAAGUGAUCACCUGUCCGGUGUGCGACAUUAAGGUUAAAACGAAAAACAUUCUGCGCAUUCACCUGCGACGCCAACAUCCAGACCAGCUUCCACCCAGCAGGGCACUGCUUCAAAAAGUUAAAAAGGACGCCGAAAAGAAGACCUUCCCGUGUACGCUGUGCUCGCGGGUGUUCCGGACGCCCAAGUCCUUGGGUGAACACGUGAACGACCACACGGGGGCGAAGCCGUUUCAGUGCCGAAACGAGGGCUGUACGGAGGGGUUCGCGAGACGGGUGGCCCGGAUCUACCACGAGGAGGGUUGCCGCGGGCUUGUGGCGCCGUGUCCGUUUUGUGACAUCGUGCUCAAGAACAGUCGGACGCUGAAGAAUCACGUUGCGUCGUGCCAUCCGGCGGAGAAGGAGUCGUUUGAUAAGGGGAUUUUUUCGUACCAGGAUCAGCUCGUUCAGCGGAGUGAGCUGGAGAAGAUGAUGCUGGAACGGGCUGAGCGGGAACAGGCGGAGGAGGUGGACGAAACGCCGAAUGAUGAGAUCAAGUGCGAAGUGGACGACGAAAUGCCAGUUGAGUGGCUUGAAGAUAUCAUCGAAGAGGCCGAUCUUGGGGCGAAACUGUUGGAGAUUAAGGAUGAAGUGAUUGUGGAAUCUGCACAGCUGUGCCAGGCUAGUAGCUUGGACAACCCUGACGGUAUUCAAGUUGAAUUAGAGAACGUUGAAAUAAAAGCUGAAGUCGAUGACGAAACCGAUUCGCAGACUGACGAGGAAGAUGAUCUUUUGGUAGACCCGUUCAACGAACCGAAGGAAAAAACACAACUUCCAGCCGCCAAACUAUUUAAAUGUCGCAACGACAACGGCUGCCAACAGAUCUUCGAAAGUCAUCAGUCCCGGACGCACCACGAGCCUCGCUGCCGGGGAGAGACCUUCUGGUGUCCGCGUACGGGCUGCAAGUACGGUCCAACGACCAAGCUAGAUAUUGAACAACAUCUGCUGCAGAAGCAUGGCGACGAGAAAGAAAACGAGGAGACGACGAAGGUUAAAGAGGAUCCUGGGGAGGAGGAGGAUGAGGAGGACGAUUCGUCUGGCAAGGGUAAAUUCAAGUGCGAAGAGUGUUGGGCAAUUUUUAAGCACGCUAGUUCGUUAAAGUAUCACUUGAACAGGCACAAAGGUGCAACACCGUUCUCGUGCCAAAACCCCGGCUGUGGCAGGUCCUUCGCCAGCCCCGGCGAACGUCGCAUCCACAACUGCCAAGGCCAGGUGACUGCGCGCACAUGUCCGAUGUGUCCAACCUCGUUUCAGAACCAAAACCGCCUGUGGUACCACAUUCGCACGAAGCACGGUGAAAAUGUCAACAACGAUCAACGCCACGAUUGCGCCGUUUGUGGUGCGUCGUAUGUGUUGGAAAAAUCGUUGCGAAUCCACAUGCGCAAACACGACGGAACGCUUCCGUACAGGUGUCGCAAGAAAGGGUGCGACAAGGGCUUCCGCAGUAGCGAUCGGCGAUGCUACCACGAGCUGAGCUGCGGAGAAGCAGGAGUCGAGUGUACCAUUUGCAAAGUUCAACUAAGAAAUAAUAAGACUCUCGCGAACCACAUGAAAAAAGUGCACCAGGAUGGGUUGGUAGGAUCGAAGAGGGAUGAGCACGGAUCGCUCAUGUGCGAGAUCUGCAGUAGAACAUUCAACCGUAAUUGCGAUUUAACAAACCAUAAGAAGACACACGUAGAGCCGAAAGAUGAGUUGGAAGCGAGCACCAUCGAUGUCGGCAAUGGAUUGGUAAAGUGUGGCGUCUGUUCAAAAUAUCUCCAGAAAAAGACCUACCAAUACCACCUGAACUCCCAUCGAGGGGUGCGGCAGUACCCUUGCUCCAACUGCCCGCAGGGAUUCUUCAGCAAGCAGGCCCAAUGGUACCACGAAAAGAAAUGCCUUGCGGGACAGAAAAUGCGCAAAACCCCGCGAGUCUACAUCAAAAACGUCGAGACGGAACCAACAGAACCGAUCGUUUUCAAGUGUCCGGACUGUCCCUCAACUUUCCCGAAUCGAUACACUCUGUACCACCACAAGCAGCGUCACCUGGGCCCCAUCGUAUGCACCGAAGGCUGCAACAAGAGCUUCAGCAGGGUGGAUCUCCUGAGGAAACACAUGCGAGAUUGUCACGGAAUCGGCGAAAAAGCACCCCUCAAGAUGGAGAAAACGCUCAAAUGUGACUUUUGUCCGUUGAUGUUUGGCUUCAAGGCGUCGCUGGUGCGGCAUAUGAAGUUGCACGAUGAUUCGAGCCGAGCGAGCUGCACUAACCAGGGAUGCAACCAAACGUUUGCGAACGAAAAGGCGUUGCAAAAGCAUUUGGCGAGCUGUUCCUCUACUGUGUCGAUCAACGGUGAACAGUGAGGAGAUUUGAAGUGAUUUGAUUGUUAAAAUGUUUAGCGUUAGCAACGGGUAUUUAGCCGUUGACUUUGGUAAAACAA
Molecule: messenger RNA, 4290 nt
Organism: Culex pipiens pallens (northern house mosquito)
Lineage: Eukaryota; Metazoa; Arthropoda; Insecta; Diptera; Culicidae
Product: zinc finger protein 62 homolog
Exons: 7
Coding region: 95-4213 (1372 amino acids)
Biological process (GO): regulation of transcription by RNA polymerase II
Cellular component (GO): nucleus
Molecular function (GO): DNA-binding transcription factor activity, RNA polymerase II-specific; RNA polymerase II transcription regulatory region sequence-specific DNA binding
Source: RefSeq, a predicted model, not a curated record